Orbicella faveolata is the source of this 4684-nucleotide messenger RNA. RefSeq names its product peroxisomal ATPase PEX1-like. Gene Ontology annotation, biological process: protein import into peroxisome matrix. Gene Ontology annotation, molecular function: ATP hydrolysis activity; ATP binding. The record is from RefSeq and is a predicted model, not a curated record. Gene Ontology annotation, cellular component: peroxisomal membrane; peroxisome; cytosol. Lineage: Eukaryota; Metazoa; Cnidaria; Anthozoa; Scleractinia; Merulinidae.
UGUUUAUUGUUGUAGUUUUCUUUCAGGAUUCCAAUCCAGACGGACAGACCCAGCUUUGCUAAGAUCUUCUGUUUCGCAUGGUCCUAAUCUGUUGAAAGACCUUUAUAAACGAAAGAACGCUGUAUGACCUUUACAGUACUAAAAGUAAGGCACACUAAGUUUGACGCAGUCAGUCACCUUUGUGACCCUGGGCACGUGGGAUCUUUGAUAAUCGAUCUUGAUAGCAGACGUCUAGAUCUUUCCCGCGAAAAACUGCGGCUCUUCCCGCCUCCCUCGGCCCCAAUCCCCCAACCCACAAAGCCCCCGACCAACUUCUUCGCGGGAGCCUGCGAUUCAUACAGCUGAAAAUGGCGGCCUCUGUGGCCUGCUAGUUGUGGAGAUAAUUGUCAUAAAUGUAAAGCCUUAACGUUUAAAAUUAAAAUGAAUCGGGUUAGAUCAGCAUGUGUGAAGACAAAUUCAUCAAAGACCUGCUUUGUCAGCUUGUCUGGAGACCUUGCAGAAACGAUAGGAUUAAGAAUUCAGGGUCAACCUUUUGCUCUUCAACUGCAGUGGACAGAUGGUAAAGCCUUUACCAGCUGGUCUGGUGAGGUUAUAUGCAGCAAGAAACAUGAUCCCAUUUAUGGCUCAUCAUCUGUUAUCCAACUUGGAAAGAAGUUUGCUAAUUCACUGGGACUGGAUGAGGAUCAACAGGUCUUAGUUGAACCUGUCAUAAGUAUUCCAUCAUGUAACAGAAUAAGUGUGGAUCCAGUCAGUGCUAAUGAUUGGGAAAUAUUGGAACUUCAUGCUGGUUACAUUGAAAGCCAGCUUCUUAACCAAGUUAGAGUGGUGUUCCCAAACCAGUUAUUACCAAUUUGGAUUCAAAAUAACACUUGUGUGGUUGUACGGAUUGUUAAUCUUGAGCCCAAUGCCAACUGUGUAAGACUUGAUGAGUUUACAGAGGUACUGGUGUCACCAAAGACAAGAACUUUUUCACAGCCAAAGAAAGAGCAACAGGUUUCCAUUGCUCCUGGUAAGGAUGGAACAUCAUCAAGAAGCAGUCAAGCUAAUAAUAGAGAUACUGAACAAGAACGUACAAUGACAAAUACAGCUUCUGCUUCCUGUUUUGGUAACAGUGACAAUCAGGUUUUGUCAGCAGCUGGUUCGUCUAGUAGCACAAAUUUGGAAGAACAAAGUAAUCCUACUAACAGUGACUUUAUGUCAAGAUUUUCUGGUUAUUUGCGUACACUAUUUUAUAACCAAGAAGGAGACAAAUCGACUAGUGAAAAUCAAACUUCUAAAUCUCCAGCUCAGGAAAAAAGCACAUUGAAUGAAGAUAGCUGGACAACAUUCUCUACUUCAAUGCAGAGUUCAGGAACACACAAUGAAAACAUUUUUAGCGAAAUUGACUUAAAUAUGUGCUUACGUGUGCAACCAGAGCUCACAAUGCAUGUAACCAAUUUGAAUGAAACAAGUAAGUCUACACCUGUAAGUCACAAUUUUCUGCAGCCUACAACAGUGUUUGUUGAUUUUGCAUCUCUGCCACCAUUAGUUCUGCAGUCAUGGACUUGUAACUUAGUACAAUUUCCACCCCCAGAUGGCACUGUUGUUAAAACUGUUCAAAUAAGUAGACUGUUAUCUCCAAAAGAGAGGGCUGCAUCUCGAACAAGUAACUUGGGACCAAGUAGCCGGGAAAACCCAGGAUCCAAAUCACAGGAUUCUACAAACAGAGAAUCAGAGCCAUCAGAGCCAUCAAACAGUGCUAGUCAAGGUGUUACUGGUCAAUCAUCACCUGAUUCAGAAUCUGCCAAAGAUGUGUCUCUUCCUUGUUGGAUUGUAAGGAUGGUGAUGACAAGCAGUAUAAACAGUGCUGCCAUCAAACAAAAAUCACUUGAUUUGGGUGUGGCAGAACAUGUUUUACCAGGCCAUGUUGUUAUGUCCAGAGAACUGUCCCAGCUUCUCAAUACAAGAGAUUUGUCUUUAGUUAAAAUUCAGAACAUCUCUCAUGGACCAUCAGAGAUCCAAGGAAUUAUCUUGCAUCCCUUUGGAGAUACAGAACAGAAGCUUCAGGACAUUUCAGCUGAUGCAGCAUUAGAAGCCUUCCAAGGUUGGGUCCUUUCUGUCUGCAGCAUGGAGGCACCUCUUGUACUUUGUAAUGGAAUGAUGAUGUCGUUUGACGUCCUUCAAGGUCAACCUCUUCAGUUUGUGGUUACAGUACUGAGUCAUCAGCAGACGUCCAGCUCAGCAGACAGGCUUCCAUAUUAUCAUUUAACACCUGAGACUCUUAACAAUGUGACAGUUGUCAUGGGAACUCCUAAAAACUUGGUGUAUGGUGUUGAUCAAGCCUUGAGUACUCAAGAAAACAAUCCACGUCAUCCAAAGUGUAGCAUCACGGACUUGGGCGGUGUCACAGAUUCAUUUCACAAGUGCCUUGAUCAUGCCUUGUCUGCCCUAGGACAGAGACCGCUGAUCAAUCAUCUUGGAGGUGACAUCAUGACAGGGUUAUGCAGUGGUGCUCUGCUAAUUUGUGGUAGUGGUACUGGAGCUGGGAUUGGCUGUGGCAAGACAUCUCUCGCUCAUGCAGUGUGCCAACAACUUCAGCAAUGGCCAGUCUGUGCACAUGUGACACUUGUUGAUUGUAUUCCAUUUAGAGGGAAAAGAGUUGACACUAUUCAGAAGCAGUGGCAACAGAUAUUCAUUGACGCAGCAUGGCAUCAACCAUCUGUCAUCCUGUUUGAUGAUUUAGAUCAAGUUAUAUCAGCCCCAAGUGCCCUUCAAGAAAUGGGUGGAGAAGCUUUGUACAAGCGUCGACUUGCCCAGGUAUUCAAAGACCUUAUCACCGUGGAGAUCAACAACAAUAGCAAAGUAGUUGUCAUAGCAGCCAGCAAGUCUCAUGAUUCAUUGCACCCUUCAUUACUGACAUCAAGAGGCUGUCACAUCUUUCAGUGUUGUGUGGAGCUCCACCCACCCGAUAAUGAUCAAAGAAAACAGAUCUUGUAUGCAAUGAUAAGGAAGAGGUUUCCCUUGCAGGACCCUGAGGGGUUGGAACUUAGUUUAUUGGCAAAGAAAACAGAGGGAUUCUUACCAAAAGAUCUACAGUCACUGCUUGGCCGUGCUUCUCACAGGGCAGCAGUUAGAAAGAUGAAAAAGUUAACAGACGAAGAUAUCCAUUUUGCGAUUACCACAGAGGAUUUCAAGGUGGCUCUUGAAGGAUUUACUCCAGCAGCAUUGAGAGGAGUGUGUUUGCACACUGCAGGAGAGUUAGGCUGGUCUGAUGUUGGUGGACUUGCCGCAGUUAAGGGAGCCCUCAUGGAGACUCUUCUGUGGCCAGCAAAGUAUUCUUGGCUGUUCAGUAAAUGUCCCCUGCGCAUGAGGUCUGGCCUUCUUCUUUAUGGACCUCCAGGUACCGGCAAGACACUGUUGGCUGGUGUGGUUGCUAAGGAAUGUGGGCUCAAUUUUAUCAGUAUCAAAGGUCCUGAGUUACUAAGCAAGUACAUUGGAGCCAGUGAGCAGGCUGUCAGAGACAUGUUCACAAGGGCCCAGAGUGCCAAGCCUUGUAUUCUCUUCUUUGAUGAGUUUGACUCACUUGCUCCUCGCCGUGGACAUGACAGCACAGGGGUGACAGACAGAGUGGUUAAUCAGCUUCUUACUCAACUGGAUGGAGUAGAGGGGCUGGAUGGAGUUUACAUUCUGGCUGCCACCAGCCGUCCAGAUUUGAUUGACCCUGCCCUUCUCAGGCCAGGAAGACUGGACAAGUGUUUGUAUUGUGGCAUACCAGAUAAGUCAGAGAGACUAGAUAUCCUACAAGCCAUGUCCAGAUCCCUUCUCUUGGAACAGGACACCAGCCUACCUGCUAUCUCUGACAUGUGUGAACAUUUCACUGGAGCAGACUUCAAAGCUCUUCUUUACAAUGCUCAGUUGGCAGCCAUCCACAGGAACACCAGUAGCAAUGGACUUUACAAGGGUGUUUUCAGUAACACAGAAAAAGCAAGCAAAGGUGAAAAAAUUGCAAAAGACCCACCAACUGGUGUAGUUUCAGAUGAAGCAAAAGCGAACAUUAUUUACGUUCGUAGUUUGGUUGAAGGUAUUACAGAUGUCUCUGGAGAGGAGUUGUCAAAGAUACAUUCGGAGGUUUCAGUUAUCCAUGACAAUCUUCAGCACAGUAAGAAUAAUGGAAAGGUAUCAAAGACAGACUUAGCUAAUGAUCAACUAGCUGGUGGAAUACAAAUUAGCCAAUCAGAUUUGCUGCAGGCUGCAUCAUCUAUGGGUCCCUCUGUAUCAGACAGCGAGAGGCACAGAUACCAAGAAAUAUAUGACACAUUCAUGAAAUCAAGAGGAGGGGACUUCAGCCACAACACACCCGGACAAGGAAAAGCAACUUUAGCAUGAAUAAUCUUAAAGCUCAUUUGCAGGGGUUUCAUUAUGGGCUGGACACUGACCAAAUUGACUGGCUGGGAGAUUUUGUCCUCCUGGUUUGACCAUGUAGCAUUUUCCUUAUAGAGAAUUUCAGUUCAAAAAGCUUUGCCUGUCAGUGAAAAUCAAUUGCCCUCCUGCUAAAACUACUGUUCUCAAAAUCAUUAAUAAUUGAUCAAGUUCAAACAAGGGAAAUCAUGACUGUUAACACCUAUCUGACUUAGUUAGCAUAGAUUUUUACGAUUUUAUUUCUCCAUUUUCUCCUUAAUUUAAGGUUUGAUUGAGAAGAUAUAUC